Penicillium samsonianum is the source of this 1605-nucleotide messenger RNA. RefSeq names its product F-box protein. The record is from RefSeq and is a predicted model, not a curated record. The coding region runs from base 1 to 1605 and encodes 534 amino acids. The transcript has 3 exons. NCBI's taxonomy places the organism in Eukaryota, Fungi, Ascomycota, Eurotiomycetes, Eurotiales, Aspergillaceae. Gene Ontology annotation, molecular function: protein binding.
AUGACUUCUAUUGGCCAGAGCAUUGCUCUCCCUUUGGAGCUGUGGCGAGAAAUUACAUCCCAUCUACCGAAUCGCGAUAUCAAGUCCAUGCGCCUCGCCUCUAAACAAUUAUCCAAUGCAGUGGAGCUGCGUCUCCAGCGAGUGUUUUUGUCGGCCAACCCCUUGAAUAUCGAAGUCUUUCGUGCUGUCGCAGACCAUGAGAAGUUCCGGCACCAGGUCACAGAGAUCGUCUGGGACGAUGCCCGACUACCCAGGGGCCCUCGAACACGCAGCGGACUCCCUGGCUGGGAGAAUGAAAUGGUAUCAGACGAGGAAACCAGUGAUAACGAGACCGAGAUUUGUCGCUUUCAGGGAAACUGUGAGCUAGACUGGCCUCGCGAAUAUAGCGACAAUGACGACGAUGAGGAUGACGAGGAUGAUGAGGAAGGAGGCGACCCUACCAAUCAGCUACGGAGAAGUACAAAAUUCAAAAGCAAAGAUUGUCCUGUGUGGUUCAAGGCCGCAUGCGCUGCGGGUAUCGAGGAUACUUUCUGGCGCCAAGCCGGUGACGACGGGAUAGACGAUGAAGAUCCGGAUUACAAGACUAUAAGAAAGCUGGGCUCGAUCGGGCCUCCGCUGAAUGAUGUCCUGGCUGGGAAAUUUGACGAAGAAGCAUUCAUUCAUGGAAUAAAACAAUUCCCUGCACUCAAGAAAGUGACGGUCACGCCUGCAGCCCAUGGUGUUCUUUUCACCCCGCUUUAUCAAACUCCUAUGAUCCGAUCCUUCCCGCAAGGAUUCAAUUAUCCCAUCCCCGCGGAUGGCCACUUCCUGGCCACGAACAACCAGAGGAGGCUCAACGAAGUGCAGAAAGAAAAGUUUCACGGAUUGCGCAUUGUGGCACGCGUGCUCGCUCAACAAAAAAAUGAUGUGGUCGAGCUCAGUCUAGAUUCCCGCCUACUUCGCACGGGGAUUAACUGUACGAUCCUCGAUGAUCCUUGCGAGGAACAGGAUCACUUGGUCACGCUGCUCAAUAAACCGGGCUUCCGUCACUUAGAUCUUGCUUUUACUCUCGCCGGGUCGUGGCAAUCAUUUCCCCAUGACAGGCUUUAUGAGGCGUUGAGCGAAGCAGGCGAUCUGGAGGAGAUCAGCCUCGCUACCACAGGGAUAGAUGCCGAAAAUGAACACAAGAAUCUGCGCAGUAUCACGCCUGUGCCCUUGAAGAGCAUAUUUCCCAUUGAGAAUUGGCCCAAACUCCGACACUUUGAGCUAUCACGUUUCAUAGUCAGCCAAUCCGACGUCAUAUCGUUCCUUUCAGAACUACCUGAAACUGUACGAUCUGUGAACUUGAGCUUUCUGAAAUUCGUGGACAACGGAAAUCAUUGGCAUUCUUUUCUUGCGGAGAUGCGCGAACAGAUUCGGGAAAACUGUCUCUGGUCAGAUCGACGGCGAAAUGUCACCAUCGGCUGCGAUCAAGACAUCUCUCUCCCAGGGCGUGCAAAAUGGAUUGGAAAGGAGGUAGACGAAUUCUUAUACGAGAACGGAGAAAACCCGUUCUUUGACCCUCCAUUGGAUAUGGUGAGGACCGGAUAUGGAACCGAGAAAGAUGCAUUGGACCCCAACAACUAG